CCACCAACGACUAUGUGGGGGUAAAGAAAAAGUAAGCAGGAGAAAGCUCUUGGAAGUAUUAUUGAUGAAGAAAGAAGUUUCUCCAAAAAUAAGAGUUUGUUCGCUUCAUUUCAGAAAAGAUUACCUUCCCAAGAAUUCAGCAGCAAUUGUAAAAAAGGCGAGACUUAAAAAAACUGCAGUUCCAUCACUUAAUCUCCCUAACGUGGAGACAAAAUUAUCAAGCAGAAACAGAAAACGCAUGCGAAGUAUUCCAGAAGGCAUUUUAGAUGAAGAAGACGUAACUGUUGCCCGUAACAGUUGAGGCAUAAUAGAAAAUGCCAAAUUUCACAAGAUUCAAGACAUGGUAAAUCGAAAAUUACAGUUGGCGAAAAGGGGCGCCAAGUGCUGGAAAAUAUUGACGAGAAUAACCGUGUAAUUAAGAUGUUUCUUGGAUUUCGGAAAGAACUGGAUGAGAAACACGACCGUUACGAAAAAAUUGUAAAACUGAGUCGAGAUAUUACAAUCGAAAACAAGCGUAUCAUUUUCUUGCUACAUUCUACAAACACUGAUAUAGAAGGGAAAAGAGAAGCUGUCUUGGAUGAAGCUUGCAAAAGACUGAAAGUUAUAACAGAUGAGAAUUUUAAAACUAUAGCUUCAAUUCUCAAAGAUUUUGAUUCUUAUCAAUAUCAGAAGGCUUACACAAGUGGCCUACAGGAAUUUAUUGAAGCCUUGGUUUUUUAUCAGUUCCUGCAUUCCAAUAAAAUUGAAAGUUGGGAGUCUAUCAAUAAAUUUUUCCAGUAUGAGCAAGAUGGUGAAAAAUUCAGUCUUUUAUUUCCACAGCUUGAUUUCAUAUUAGGAAUUGCGGAUUUUACGGGAGAAUUAAUGAGACGUUGCAUUAACAAUUUGGGAGUAGGAAAUGUGAGCGACUGUUUCAAAACUUGUAAUUUUGUGAAAGAUAUCUACACAGGGUUUUUAGGCAUUAUAAAUCCAGGAGCUAAAGAAAUGGGUCGUAAAACAUACGUUCUGAAACAAAGCCUGGCUAAAAUGGAACUUGUGUGUUACAAUAUACAAAUAAGAGGAUCUGAAAUUCCAAAACACAUGUUGGUCAACGUUAUUGAAUCUAGUGACAUGAACACUGAAGAAGAUGAGGGUUUUUACUGAGUCUCUUAAUUUACACAAUAGUUUGUAAGCACAAAUUUUAAGUUAUUAUUUUUUUAAGUUUGUCACAACUUUUGAAGCAUAACUGGAAAUAAAAAAUUGAUUAUU
Messenger RNA from Tribolium castaneum (red flour beetle), 1245 nucleotides. RefSeq names its product Translin associated factor X (gene Trax). NCBI's taxonomy places the organism in Eukaryota, Metazoa, Arthropoda, Insecta, Coleoptera, Tenebrionidae. Gene Ontology annotation, cellular component: nucleus; cytoplasm. Gene Ontology annotation, molecular function: sequence-specific DNA binding; RNA endonuclease activity; RNA binding. Bases 421 to 1140 code for a protein of 239 amino acids. The transcript is spliced from 5 exons. The record is from RefSeq and is a predicted model, not a curated record.